UCAAUUUGCAUUGUUUACCUUUCCUCAUCCCUUGUAAAACCCCCUCAGAUAUUUUCCUCUAGGGUUUUUUGACACACUAAAAUAACCCAACUCAGUAGCACCAAAGCCAGUAGCUAUGGCGGAAUCAAUUUACAGAGCACUAAGAGACGGAGCUCUAGAAGGCGAGCUGGCGCCUGCUCUCACCAUCAAGGACUCCGUCGCUUCUCCCUUUGCCUUACAAGUGUUUUCUCACGUGAUUUCUCAGCUCUUCUCCUCCAUUUUGGCAGGAAAAUCGCAGUCACGAGGCCUUGUCGUGGUUUCAUUUUCCCGGAGCCCAUCGUUUUAUUUGGAUUUGCUGAAAAACAAAGGAACUGACGUCGCUUCAUCGAAUAAACAGAUUCAAAUUUUAGAUUGUUACAGUGAUCCACUUGGUUGGAAGGAUCAAUUAGCAGGGAGUAGAAACUUCACGGCUCUUUCCAAUGAAGCUAUGGUUUCGAGUAAUGCUAUUGUUUUUAGGGAAGUGAAACAUAUGGAUAAGUUGUACAAUUCAAUUAUUGAACUUGGCAAAGGACUGGUAGGAGGUGGAAAAAUCCGGUUUUCUAUUGCCAUAGACUCGGCCGAUGAAAUGUUGAGACAUGCACCUGUGUCAUCAGUUGCACGCCUGUUAAGCAAUCUUCGUAGCCAUGAUCAGAUUUCCAGUAUCUUUUGGUUAUUACAUUCAGACCUUCAUGAGGCUAGGGUUACAGCUGUUCUGGAAUAUUUGUCAUCUAUAGUGGCAAGUUUAGAACCAUCACAUCAACUUGCAAAUGGACAGAGAGGUGAUUUGGAAAAUUUCUCUUUGAUCAAGCAUAACUCCAAGAAAGGAAAGUUUCAUGUUAGAUUUAAGAAGAGAAAUGGACGGGUCCGUGUGAUGUCAGAGGAAGUUCACAUUGAGCAGUCAGGCAUCAACUUUGCAUCUUUGCCAUCUGAAGGAGCAAUUAAUCAGGGUCUUGUGCCAAAGGUCCAGUUCAGUCUUCAGUUGUCAGAGAAAGAGAGAAUUGAUAAGGCUAAUGUUGUACUUCCUUUUGAACACCAAGGUAAUGGUAAACCCAUACAAAUUUAUGAUGGCCGGAGAUCUCUGGUGGAUAGCAAACAUGAGAGACCAGUUUCUGCAGUGGAAAAUGUGCAGACAAACGAGAACUGCGGCAGUGGUGAGAUUAUUUAUUACCGUGAUUCAGAUGAUGAGAUGCCUGAUUCUGAUGAGGACCCAGAUGAUGAUUUGGAUAUCUGAUUAUGCUUGUCCAAUUUGCUGAUUUGGUUUAUGCACCGCAUUGCAAAUUGCUGCAAAAAACGGAUGGUCUACAUGGGUAGGCAUUGGUAACACACCACAGUGUUAGCACUCUAUAGAAGCCACCGAAUGAUUUACCUCUGAACUUGAGGAUUUUGAAAUGGUGAAAAUAGAAAGUAUAGCCAAAAUAAUGGGAAGCAUGGUGCUCGGGAAUAGACGACUCCGACUUCUGGAUUGAAAUAGGUUCAGUAUGAGACAGUAUGACAUAUUUGACGGUACCUUGGGGUGGAGAAUAUGAUGAGUUUGUUUUUUCAUAGUUUGAAGGAGGUUUAGUAUGAGACAAUAUGACAUGUUUGAUGGUACCAUGGGUGGAAAAGAUGAUGAGUUUGUUUUUUCCUAGUUUGAAGGAAUUAUUUUUCUGCUUUACCACAUCAUUAUUGAUAUAAAUGACUCUUGUUUUCUACCUCUGUUUCAUAAUUACAGUUGGAUUGCCACUAUAGUAACUUGUUUUGAACUGUCAAUGGGUCAUAUUUGACGGUACCUUGGGGUGGAGAAUAUGAUGAGUUUGUUUUUUCAUAGUUUGAAGGAGGUUUAGUAUGAGACAAUAUGACAUGUUUGAUGGUACCAUGGGUGGAAAAGAUGAUGAGUUUGUUUUUUCCUAGUUUGAAGGAAUUAUUUUUCUGCUUUACCACAUCAUUAUUGAUAUAAAUGACUCUUGUUUUCUACCUCUGUUUCAUAAUUACAGUUGGAUUGCCACUAUAGUAACUUGUUUUGAACUGUCAAUGCUGCAGGUUACAUUCCUUGGAAGUACAUAGAGGCUCAGAAAUUUGUUCCCAAUAUGAUUACUGUUUUAGUCUUAGUAAAAGAGCAGGGAGCCCAAAAGUCAAAAUUUUCAUGAGACCACCUCGUUAGCACAUGCCAUUGCCAAUUCUACUAUGUCAAUCACCACAAGCUAACUAGAGUCAUUCGUGCUGUCUCUAAAUGGAGGAGCUUGAAAAAUUUUGCAAUUUAGAAUGAAAGGAUUGUUGUCUCGAGGCUUGUAAUGUUGACCUCUUCCUAGGUUUUCCUUAGGCACACUUGAGGUUGAAUUCAAUAAUAUUACGAGGAAGAAUCUAUGUGGAGUUUGGAAAUGUUGUAAGGUGGGUGGGAGUUCUUGCCAUGGGUUGUCUGUCAUCCACAAUGGAGGCCAAGUUUGAGGACGGACUUUAUAGUUAAGUUUGCAUGUUCUCUUUUACAGUUCACCAUAUUCUUAUUGGGGGUGUUCAAACAUUUAAUUAGUGAUGGAAUAUCCUUGAGAACUAUAGAUGCCUUUAAUAAGGAAAGUAAUGGACCGUGUCUAUAGCUAGCAUACAUGAAAAACAAAUGGGGUUUUGGUCUAUCUUUCAGCAAAGAUCACUCGUGGGAUAAAGCUUUCUUGUCCAUGGAAAUAGAGAAGUUGGCAAAAGUUUUCAACUCCCCUUUGUGAGCCUCUCAUGAGGAAAUGGAAAGGAUUGCAGUUGGCAACAUUAGCAACCAUGGUUGUCAGAAUCAGGUUGGACCGGCCAGUUGAAUCGAAAAUUGAUGAUUUAAUCGCUUGAACCAGUACCAUAAAACCAGAGGAUUGAACUGGGUAAAAUGUCUGUUAAAAAGUUGUUUGAAUCGGUUUAAAUAUUUAAUUUUAUUAUAAUUUAUAAAAUGGAUGUUUAUGUUUCUA
This is a messenger RNA of Gossypium raimondii (Peruvian cotton), 2939 nucleotides long. RefSeq names its product elongator complex protein 5. NCBI's taxonomy places the organism in Eukaryota, Viridiplantae, Streptophyta, Magnoliopsida, Malvales, Malvaceae. The record is from RefSeq and is a predicted model, not a curated record. Gene Ontology annotation, cellular component: cytosol; elongator holoenzyme complex; nucleus. Gene Ontology annotation, biological process: tRNA wobble uridine modification. Gene Ontology annotation, molecular function: tRNA binding. The coding region runs from base 116 to 1249 and encodes 377 amino acids. The transcript is spliced from 11 exons.